AUGGCUGAUAUACCAGCGCAGGCAAUGUUAAACGAAGCUGCAUUAAAAAGAUUUGAUCCGUAUGUAAAAGAGAUAUUGGACACAGCAAAAUUUGUUGCUUUAUAUACGUUUAAUCCGGAAGAAAACGAAUGGGAAAAAACUAAUGUGGAAGGAUCGUUGUUUGUUUAUUCACGUACAGUAUUAAACAGACUAAAUACGACAAACUUAAUUGAACCCAUAAGUCACAAGUUUGAUUUACAAUUACACGAGCCUUUUUUACUGUAUAGAAAUACUAAGUUUUGUAUAUAUGGUAUUUGGUUUUAUGAAAAAGAAGAGUGUACGCGAUUAGCUACCCUUAUUCAAGAACUAAUGAAAAAAUUAGGGGGUAACAAACGGACCCCGAGUAGUUUGAAUUCAAACGGUGGAGCUAACGUAGAUAUAUUUAGCAUGUUGAGUAAAGCCCAAGAAGUUUAUAAUAGUUCUAAAUCAAAUAAUAAUAGUAUUAGUAAAAAUUCAAAUAAAAUGGUUUUACCGCAAGUGGAACAAACACCACAAAGUGUUAUGGACUUUUUUGCUAAAGCUGGAAGUGCACCUCAAAAAGCUGCGGUACCUGCAGGGAAUUCGUCGAGGCUUGUUUUAGGACGAUCUCAAUCAGUUAGAGCAAUAGAUACAAAUGACAAGGGUCCAAUAAAUCCUUUGAUUCAUCAACUUAUGUCUGAUCCAGUACAUUCUGUAGAACAUAUUGAGAAACAGCAAAGAUCUGUGACGCCUCAAACUCUAGAAAGCAAUUCGCAAUUGUUAAAAAAAUUUAUUAGACCAACAUCGGGACAACUCAUAGAUAUAGAUUCUCAACCUGCGACAGAUGAAACUCCGAAAAAGAAUUCUAAAAUGGAAAAUGGUUUAAAUUUUAAAAUGUCUCCCUCAUUUCAGUCAUUAUUUUCACAGCCUAUUUUAGAUGCACCUGAUCUUAGAUCUCUUACCACGCCUAAAACACCCUCUGAAACACCCCAAAAACCAGCACUUAUGCCUCCGGCUAUGUUUACACCUUCCGCUUUAAAAGACUCUUUUUCAAACGAAUCGGAAUUAAAUUUUAAAAAUACUGAAUCGACAAAACCUGAAUUGCUCACAAAAAAUCAAUUAUUACAAGCUUUAAAUUAUCUUUUAAAAAAUGACCCUGAAUUUGUGACAAAAAUUCAUGAAGCAUAUGUUAAAUCGUUAACGGAUAAAGUUUUAUGA
Molecule: messenger RNA, 1215 nt
Organism: Pediculus humanus corporis (human body louse)
Lineage: Eukaryota; Metazoa; Arthropoda; Insecta; Psocodea; Pediculidae
Product: smif, putative
Exons: 2
Coding region: 1-1215 (404 amino acids)
Biological process (GO): positive regulation of catalytic activity; deadenylation-independent decapping of nuclear-transcribed mRNA; deadenylation-dependent decapping of nuclear-transcribed mRNA
Cellular component (GO): P-body
Molecular function (GO): enzyme activator activity; mRNA binding
Source: RefSeq, a predicted model, not a curated record